AUGCGUGCGCGCCCCCGGACGUCCCGCCCCGCCCCCUCUGCCGCCCGCGAGCCGGGAGGCGUGCGCGCCCCCGGACGCACCGAGCCGGGCACUCGGAAAGGCGUCCCCGCGGUGCCUGAAAGGUCUUUACUCCGCGCGGGCCUCGUGGGUGGCGAGUGGCGUGGAGUCUGGAACUAUCAGAAGCGCCCUGUUACGAGAGGCGGUGCAGGGAGACCACCCCGGAAAGAACGGAGGGCAGUUGGGGGGCUGGGGUUAUUUCGGGCAGUCAGGUGGGCGACCCGCAGGGGCGUCUGGAAGGCCCGCGUCGUUAGGGAGCGUAGGAGCGGCGUUUCUGGUUACGGGGUCGGGCAAAGGGCAAAGGUCAGCCUCCUGGUUGGAGAGCACCUCCUUUUUUGCCAUGGCGGCGUCUGGGGAACCCGGCCGGCAGUGGCAGGAGGAGGUGGCGGCGGUGGUAGUGGUGGGCUCCUGCAUGACCGACCUGGUCAGGUUGGCAAAGAUUCUUUUGGCAAUGAUUAUAUAGAAAACUUAAAACAGAAUGAUAUUUCUACAGAAUUUACAUAUCAGACUCAAGAUGCUGCUACAGGAACUGCUUCUAUAAUUGUCAAUAAUGAAGGCCAGAAUAUCAUCAUAAUAGUGGCCGGAGCGAAUUUACUUUUGAAUACUGAAGACGUGAGGGAAGCAGCCAAGGCCAUCAGCAGAGCCAAAGUAAUGAUCUGCCAGCUAGAAGUAACUCCGGAAACUUCUUUGGAAGCCCUGACCAUGGCCCACAGCAAUGGAGUGAAAACAUUGUUCAAUCCAGCUCCUGCCAUUGCUGACCUGGAUCCUCGCUUCUACGCCCUCUCGGAUGUGUUCUGCUGCAAUGAAACUGAGGCUGAGAUCCUAACUGGCCUCACGGUCAGCAGCCCUGCAGACGCUGGGAAGGCUGCACAGGUGCUCUUGGAAAGGGGGUGCCAGGUCGUAAUCAUCACCUUAGGUGCUGAAGGCUGUGUGAUGCUGUCACAGACAGAACCUGUCCCAAAGCACAUCCCUACAGAGAAGGUCAAGGCUGUGGAUACCACGUCGCCUGAAUUUGAGAGGUUCCUUCUGAGUUCUGAAAUCGACCCUGCAUGAGACUAAAACGAGUCCAGGUCCUGAACUACAGCAGAAAAGUUUACUCUUCCGUUGCUAAAAAUGAAGGACCCUCAUGAAGAUGUCGGGCCUACGUAUCUACCCCGAAAGAGACUCAGCCUCUGCUUUGGGUGUCUGUGUCAGCCACAGCUCCUUUCCCCACAAGCACCAAAGCACAACUGGAAUGGGCCUACACGGGAAUAGGGAUGUAUUCGGUGCACCUGGCUGAGAGUCCGAAGGUACGGCCGAGGGCAGAAGUGAAGCCAUGUCAUGGGGGCCCACUCACCCCCUCCCUGUUGGCUCUGCCUGCCUUGCGGUGCUGGGCUUUGAGCUCAGGCGGGCCCACUCCUGGGAGUGGUCCCAGACAGCUGUCCGCCCACACAGUGCCCCAUGUCGUGUCCCCAUCCCUGGUGUCAAAUAAAAAUCAAAGAACUCUCAUCAGAGGAUGGGAAGCGGAUGUCGGUCAUACAAAAACAAGCCCCGCCUGGAAUGGGGAACCUCACAGAACACGCAUAUGGAAAUGCCUUGCCUGGGCAUGGGACAAAGUGAUGGAGACACCAGCCUUGGAAAUGUUCAGAUUUGAAUCGAUAGUCAUUAUCCUCAGAGCCAUUUCAUGUUGAAGGAUUGGAUUUCCUAGAUAGUGAUGGAUUGCGUCUUGAGCAUCUUCAAUACAGCAGGGUGCACAAGGAGGUUUUCACACUUUGCUGAUACUGUUUUGUGCCCUUUCAUUUGGUUUCUUAGCAUGUGCACUUAAGUUUUUGGUUUCAGGAAAGUUGAAACACAGUGAGAGCUCAGAGGAGAAAAGAUUACUUAAAUGCUUGGAGGCAGGAGGUAGAGCACAGGAUCAUGAAAAUCGGGGCACUGGAUUGGGAUCAGUGAAUUUUUCCGUCAAGGGCCAGACAGUAAAGUUUUAGGUUUCAUGGACCUUAUGCAUACACGCUCUGUCACAACUGCUCACCUCUGCCAUUGUAGCAUGAAAGCAGCCAUAAACAACUUUGUAUGCUAUCCAAAAUGAAGUUGGUAUUAAUCCAAACUAGACUGUUUUAAGUUAAGAUGUUAACCGGAAUCACCAGUGCAAUCACUAAAAAAAGAACUCAAAAAAAGAAGAAAAAAAAGGCGCCUGGGUGGCUCAGUCGGUUAAGCGAAAGACUUCGACUCAGGUCAUGAUCACAUGGUUCAUGGAUUCAAGUCCCGCGUCAGGUUCUGUGCUGACAGCUCAGAGCCUGGAGACUGCUUUGGAUUCUGUGUCUCCCUCUCUCCUGCCCAUACCCUGCUUGCUCUCUGUCUCUAUGUCUCAAAAAUAAAUAAACAUUUUUAAAAAAAUUUUUUUUUAAAAACCUGAAAGAAACAAAAGAAUUACCAUGGUACACUUCAAAAUAUCUAUUUAACGGGCACCUGGCUGGCUCAUUCGUUAAGCAUCUGACUUCUGCUCAGGUCAUGAUCACACAGUUGGUGAGUUCAAGCCCUGCAUCGGGCCAACUCGAGCUCCACUUCUCUCUCUCUCUCCCUCUCUUAAUCCCUCUCUCUCUGCCCCUUCUGGGAUUCUCUCUCUCUCUCUCUCUCUCUCUCUCUCUCCCCCCACCCCCCUGUCUCUCUGUCUCAAAAACAAAAAAAAAAUUAACACAAAAGAGGGCAGGAAUGGAGGAAUAAAGAAGGUACUGGAAGAUUAUGCUGUUGUAAACUGAGGGAUAAAACCAGGCCGGAGGGACAUAAGGGAUCCAGGAAGCAGACAGUGCCACAGAGGAGAGAAGCCGGGGUGGUGAAGGGAAGUCCCAGGGCAGCAGCUACGCAGCAGGCCCCGCAACCAGGCGGGUCCCAGUCCCCAAGAGAGCAGGAGAGCGGAGAGCCCUGGAGGAGCGACUCCCAGAAACAAAAGCAAAAACAGGAAAGGACAAAGAAGGAAAUAGCAGAAUACCCAUGUGUUGGCAUAUGACCAAAGAUUUUUAGUUUUCUUGCAGAAUUUGAGGAUGAAGUAGCAAUUAAUUAUGUUGAAAACUGUGGAAAUGAAAAAAAAGGGGGCAAAUAUUUUUGCUCUACGUCAUCUGCAGUCUCAGGGUAAAAGUAUGAUUAAGUAAAUAUUCGCACGCCACGUGGCUGUAAAGGCAUAGUCCUAACAGCGCAAGUGCCGAUUCUUGAUUUAACCAAAAAUAGAGAUUAGAAUCCUGUUUUGAAGAUAGAAGGAUAAAGUGAGUGUGUGGUCUGUGUGCACCUGGGGAAGAGAAGAGAGCUGAAUGCUCAUUCUCCGUAGUUGGGAGUCAAGAGAGAAUAUCGGAAACUGAUUUUUAAAAACAGCAGUAUAAGCAUAUGACCAGAGGGAGAAGAUGAAUACCAGAAGAAACUUAAAGGGAAUUUAAAGUAUUUGCCUCAUGGAAAUGGUUCAAGAGAGAGAUGGGGUGUUUACUCCUUAAGCGUUGUCUUUUUACACUAUGUAUAUGGAUGGCUUUGGUUUUUUUCCUAAAUGACAAAACACGAUGAGAUACCACUUGUCACCCGCUAGAAUCAAAAACAGUCAUGAGCGUACCUGGGACAUGGAAAAAUUAGAACCCUCAAACGAUGCCAGUGGGAAGGUAAAAUAGUGUGGUCGCUUUGGGAAACAGUCUGGAAGGGCUGCGAAAAGUUAAUUUUCUAGUUACCAUAGGACCCAGCAAUUGUCCUUCUAGGUCUGCACCCAAGAGAAAUGAAAACACGUGCCCACACAAAAACCUGUACACGAAUGUUUCUGGCAGCAUUGUUCCCGAUAGCCCCAAAUCGGAAACAACCUGACUUUGAACAGCAGAUGACUGGUUAGACAGAUUGAGGCACCUACAUAUAAUAGACUGCUGUUCAGCCAUAAAAUGGAAUACUGAUACAGGCUACAGUGUGGAUGAACAUCCAGAACAUUACGCUAAGUGAAAGAAGACAAACCUAAAGCCACAUAUUAUAUGCUUCCAAGUAUAUGCCAUGUCCAGAAUAGGUAAAUCUAUAGAAACGGAAGGUAGAUGGAUGGUCACUGGCAGCUGGGGAGAUGGGGUCAGGAGACUAAUGAAUGCAUAUGGGGGUUCCCCUCUGGGGUGAGGAAGACAUUCUGGAAUUAGAUAGUGGUGAUACAUAGACAACCUUGUGGAUACCCUGAAAACCAGUGAAUUGUUCACUUUUAAAGGGUGAGUUUUGUGGUAGGUUAGAAUUAUAUCAAUUUAGAAAACAAAGGUCAAACAAUAACAAAAAGAUCCACCUAGGCACUUCACCCGUGGAUGGAUACUCUUGUGAUAAAGAAUCUUCCACUUCAUUGCUCUACUGAAUCUACUGAAUGGGCUCUCAACAUCCCCCAGCGGAGCAGAGGUGACACGGGAAACAAGGGUGGUUAUUUUCUGGGGGUCAAAUCUCCCUUAGCCUUUUAUAUGCUCUUUGUCCUCUCAUCCUGCCCUCUCAUCAUUAAAAUCUUUGCCUGUUCUGCACAUACCUGUUCG
Messenger RNA from Neofelis nebulosa (Clouded leopard), 4553 nucleotides. RefSeq names its product ribokinase (gene RBKS). NCBI's taxonomy places the organism in Eukaryota, Metazoa, Chordata, Mammalia, Carnivora, Felidae. The coding region runs from base 1 to 1110 and encodes 369 amino acids. Gene Ontology annotation, biological process: D-ribose metabolic process. The record is from RefSeq and is a predicted model, not a curated record. Gene Ontology annotation, molecular function: ribokinase activity. The transcript has 7 exons.